ACCAAAGCAAGUAAAACCAGUUAAUAAAGAUAUUCAACCUUCUGACUGUAUACCUAAAGUGAGACUUGAAGGAGCAAAGGAGCUAUACAUAACCAUGACAUCGUUUUUUAUUUUUUUUUCUACAAUAGUCCCAAAAAUAAAAUAAAAAACAAUGUCGUUUUUAUUAUCAAUUCGUAUGGUGCCAAAAUAUUUGGCUCCUUUUUGCGACAAAAAAAUUUCCUUACCAAAUUACAAAUUUUGUCCAAAAAAAUUAACUUCUUUAAUCUAUUUUUUAUGGUAAUGUGACCUAAGCUACUGGGGUAUCAUUUUUUGUUUAUGAUUAGAAUUUUUUUUAGUGUCUUUCCUUUUUACAUUGGAAACAUAGUCUUUGUUAACUACAUUAUUAUAAAACAAAUCCAUUCAUGUGUGCAUGUCGUGCAUUUGAUGAAUGUACUAUAACCUUUAAGAUUUUUGUUUGUUUGUUUUUUUUCCUAAUCAAAGAUAUUAUGAGUUUAUUUUUCUUGUCUUUCUUUACAAGGAAUUCUGAUUGAAGCCUAAUGGAUAAACCGACUGAUCCUCCAAAGCGCCUGAUCACUCCAUUCAUUUUCUUUUGCCAAGAACAAUCAAUGGAGUUAAAAAAAACCCAAAUGAAAGUAGACGUGAAGGAUAUUGGGGACAAAUGGAAUCAACUUCCUGAAGAAGAAAAAAAUAAGUAUAUACAAAUGGGAAAGCUGCAAUCUAAACAAAAUGCCCAAUUAAAAACUGUGGUCCAACAAAAGCCUCCAAAAGUAAAAAUUCAAACCCGGAUUGAGCUUACAUCAAUUUGUAAGAUUAUUAGAAGGUUGGACAAAGCACAAUAACAAGCAGUGACUGAUAUGGGGUUUCAUGGCAUCCUAAGCCUUAGGUGCAUGCACAUAGAUCAUGACUUGUGCCAUUGGUUAGUUCAGAACUUUGAUCCUUCAACUCAUUCAUUGAAUGUCCAUGGUCUUCGAAUGCUUCUCACCAUAGAAGAUGUUCAUGAG
Molecule: messenger RNA, 1001 nt
Organism: Camellia sinensis
Lineage: Eukaryota; Viridiplantae; Streptophyta; Magnoliopsida; Ericales; Theaceae
Source: RefSeq, a predicted model, not a curated record